Molecule: messenger RNA, 462 nt
Organism: Brassica oleracea var. oleracea
Lineage: Eukaryota; Viridiplantae; Streptophyta; Magnoliopsida; Brassicales; Brassicaceae
Product: sulfated surface glycoprotein 185
Exons: 1
Coding region: 1-462 (153 amino acids)
Source: RefSeq, a predicted model, not a curated record
AUGUUGUCUCUUCAAGCUUCUUUCUCUAUUAUCUUUUAUAUAUCCCUUCUCAGCUUUGUCAAUCUAAUCUCAGCUUCGGAUUCAAACUCUGGUCUCUGCUCUCCUUACCCAUGUAACCAACCGCCUCAACCACCUUCCUCUUCAGGCUACUCUCCAUCUGGUAAUCCUCCUCCACCGCCUUCGCCGUCUUCACCACCCCAACCGCCGCGUUCUCAAUGCCCUCCUGUUCCUCCAACAGGCUGUUGCAACCAACCACCACAGUCUACGUAUUAUUCUCCUCCGUAUCCUUACUUUUACACUCCUCCUUAUCCUUACGGUACUCUCGGCGGAGGAGAUCAAAGCGGUGGCGGCCAAGGAGCUGGAGGUGGCGGAACUGUAGCAGCGGUGGCUUACUAUGCUUCUUGUUCUUUGCCGGUUUAUGCUUUGAUGCUUUUGUUAUCUUGUGCUUUUGUUGUCUUCUAG